Lactuca virosa is the source of this 1941-nucleotide messenger RNA. The record is from the annotation of a GenBank genome assembly. Lineage: Eukaryota; Viridiplantae; Streptophyta; Magnoliopsida; Asterales; Asteraceae.
AUGAAGGCUUCUCUUUCUGAUCUUGAAAACCCAAUCACCUCCUCCGCCCUUCCUUACUCCUACGCCCCAUUGCCUGACGGUGAUCAACCAGCCGGAAAUGACCCCACCAUCCGCCCAUACAUAAAGACAGCUCUCUUUCUGUUGUCUGUGUUCUUAGCCGUUAGCUUUUUAGGGUUCCUGUUCGCCGGAGACGGGCCUGUACUUAACAAAAACUUGAACAGCAAGGCCGUGCCUUUCACGUCGGUGUUGCUGGAAAAGGUAACGCCGUUGUCACGUGGGGUGGAGAAAGGUGUAUCGGAGAAAGCUUUUCAUCCAUUGUUGGGCGCAGAUAAUUCGUAUCCAUGGAGCAACAACAUGUUGGAUUGGCAAAGAACUGCCUUUCACUUCCAACCCAAGAAAAACUGGAUGAACGAUCCUAAUGCUCCGGUUUUUUACAAUGGAUGGUACCAUCUGUUCUAUCAAUACCACCCCGAAGCUCCGGUGUGGGGCAAAAUCGUUUGGGGCCACGCCGUUUCCAAGGACCUCAUCAACUGGCGCCACCUCCCCAUCGCCAUGGAAACCGAUCAGUGGUAUGACGAAGAGGGUGUCUGGACUGGUUCCGCCACCAUCCUUUCCGAUGGUCAACUUGUCGUACUUUACACCGGAUCCACCAACGAAUCCCUCCAGGUCCAGAACCUAGCGUAUCCGGCCGACCCAUCUGACCCGCUCUUAAUCAAUUGGGUCAAAUACCCAGGAAACCCGGUUCUCUUCCCACCACCCGGUAUCGAUAAUGAUGAUUUCCGUGACCCGACAACCGCAUGGAAGACUCCAGACGGAAAAUGGCGAUUCACAAUCGGUUCUAAAAUCAACAAAACCGGUAUUUCGUUGGUUUACGACACGGAGGACUUCAAAACCUUUGAGAUUUUAGACGAGUUGCUCCAUGCUGUUCCGGGUACGGGUAUGUGGGAAUGCGUUGACUUUUACCCGAUAUCAAUGCUAGGCGAAAAUGGUCUUGACACGUCAGUAGAUGGGACUGGGGUGAAACAUGUUGUCAAAGCCAGCAUGGAUGCUGACCGAAAUGACUAUUAUGCCAUCGGUACUUAUGAUGCGUACAAAGGAAAAUGGACCCCGGAUAGUCCUACAUUAGAUGUCGGCAUUGGGUUGAGAUACGAUUAUGGAAUAUAUUACGCCUCCAAAACAUUCUUCGACCAAAACAAACAAAGAAGAGUUUUGUGGAGUUGGAUUAAAGAGACAGACACCGAAGCCUCCGACAUUAGGAAGGGUUGGGCCUCUCUCAUGGGGGUUCCUAGAACAAUUGUGUUUGAUAAGAAAACUCUAAACAAUAUAAUCCAAUGGCCAGUUGAAGAGAUCAACCGAUUACGAACAAAUCUAACAGCUUUCAAGGAUGUCGUGGUAGAAGCCGGCUCACUCAUCCCUCUUAACUUGCCUUCAGCAUCUCAGCUAGACAUCGUGGCUGAAUUUAUAGUGGAUAAGAAGACAAUGGAGGUACUGAACGGAGCUGAUACUUCAUAUGAUUGUGCCAAAAGCGGUGGAGCCACACAACGUGGUGCAUUGGGACCAUUCGGUUUUUCAGUCCUUGCAAACGAAGGUCUAGCUGAACACACCCCUGUGUAUUUCUAUAUUGUAAAAGGAGUUGAUGGGAAUCUUAAAACGUUCUUUUGUGCUGAUCAAUCGAGGUCAUCAAAUGCUAAUGAUGUCGAUAAGUCAAUUUAUGGGAGCAUUGUCCCAGUUCUCAAAGGUGAAAAGUUGUCAAUGAGAAUAUUGGUGGAUCAUUCGAUAGUUGAAAGUUUUGCUCAAGAGGGACGGACAUGUAUUACUUCGCGUGUUUAUCCAACAAAGGCGAUCAACAACAAUGCUCAAUUAUUCUUGUUUAACAACGCUACCGCCACUAAAGUUACUGUUUCAGUCAACGUAUGGCAAAUGAAUUCUGCGUUUGUUUAG